Acanthoscelides obtectus is the source of this 389-nucleotide messenger RNA. The record is from the annotation of a GenBank genome assembly. Lineage: Eukaryota; Metazoa; Arthropoda; Insecta; Coleoptera; Chrysomelidae.
AAGACGCUCAAAAUAUGUCUUGUGAGAGUAUCAGCGUCACAUUUUUCGGGAUUCAUAUAAUUCCAAAAACGUUCUACCUGACGUUCGCCGUUAAAUACGCAUCUGAAAAUUGUUACCAGUUGGGUUUUCCCCGAAAUGUCCGUUGUUUCAUCUGCAAUUAUCGCCAAAUACGAGGCUCUGUUAAUCUGUUUUAUUAUUUCUUCAUGACAAUACAAUCCAGUAGAUCGUUUUGUAUUUCUUUCGAAGUUUCUUUAAAUAUUGCAGCAUUUUUAUGUGUUCGCUUAAGGUUGUAUCAAGCUCAGCAGAAGAAUUAAUCAGUCCACGAAAUAUUCCCGGGUUUUGGGAGUUCUCGGCUUCGUCGUGGCCCCCUAGCGCCAAUUCAAAUGCUC